GUAACAUCCAUAUUUUACAAGUAGUAAUUGAAUUCCUCAUUCCAUUAUUUCAUCCCUAUAUUGCAAACAAAAUCCAUUUGGGUCUUUUUUUCUUUUAAACGUUUUAAAUCGUCAAAAGAGCUGUUUUUAUAAUUUAUUUUUAUAAAAUAACAAUUCUUAGAUGUAAAGCUAUGUUGCCAAUGACGACAAUCAAAUUUAAUCAAACGAUAAGAUUGUAAAGAUGAAAGGUUUAUCAAUGUAUCAGUUUUUCGAACCAAAAAUUUAACAGCGUCGACUAAAUUGAGACAAAAAAUGGCUUUUCUAUAUUCGGUUAGAAGAAGUAGGAGGUUUAGAGUGCAUGGAGUGAAAACCAGGAUGGCUAUGCGUCUGUACCACAGACGCUCCUCAGCAACAAGGGAAAAAAUUCAAAUGCAAAAUGGACUGUCUCCAAAUUCAUCCCUUCGACUUCAAGUGCUGGGAGCUACAUGUGGCCAUAGAGAUUCUUUGGGAGUCAACCGACAGCGAUCACAGUCACUUUACCCAGGCAGUCCCAACUGCCUUGGUAUACCAACUAGAUCGAGAUCUCAUUCAUUUAGUGGACCGUCAAAAACACCUAAAUUAGCAGAAAAGCAACUGACCCCAUCGGAAGAAGAACAGAUAUUCCGAUGUUAUACAAGGGUUAUGUAUAUUUUGUUAGGUGGAAUGGCAGCAGUGGUUAUGACUCUGGUACUAUAUGGGAUACGCUCAUUUACGAACAUAACCUGAGCACAAGCAGUUGAGUAAUUGUAUAUGUAUAUAGUGUUUUAAACCUCAGAGUUCCUAAAUAAGGAGUGAAGCUUGAAUUUCUUUCUUGAAAUCAAAGCAGUUUGAGUGAAGGCUUCGAUUAAUGUUCAAUUUAGUGGCAUGCAGAGAGGGGAGUUGCGGCCCAGGGCAUCUUGGACAAAGAGUGCACCCAAUCAACAAUUAAGGAGGCUAGAAAUUUAAAUUUAUUAUACAUUUUAGAAUGAAAUUAUUACUUUGAAGGUAAUUAUUUGGCUCAAGCAAUAUAUUUCAAAAAGGAUAAAACUUUUUAAUUUUCAGAAAUAAUAAAUUUAAAUUAAUAUUAUUUUAUUGCUAAUUUUAAAAUUUUUACCUUAGAAUAGAUAACAAUAGAUAUCUUUUAUACAAAUUAUAAAUAUGAAUUUAGAUUUGUUUUUAAAAUGCUUUUUGCUAGAUUAAAAUAGAUUCUCCCGGCAAUGAUUACACUCCUCAAUUCAAGAGCAUCUAAUAUAAUCAUUAAUUAAUAAGGUUGCCAAGCGCAUCCAAAUGCCUUUGCACGCCACUCCUUCAAUUUAGAACAUUAGUCUCAUGGUAUUGGUUUUAAUUGCUUUCUUCUUUGGGAAAUUCUGCAAAAGGUUACUGAAAAUUAUAUAAAUACACUGAUGAACUCAGAAAAUGCUUAAAAAGUUAUUUCACCUCCAGAAUAACUUAUAAAUAAUAAUACAGUUGGGUAUUAAUAAUAACACCAUCAUGUAGGGGAUAUCGAAAUACUAGAGCUUUAACUUCCGAGGUACCUUGUUUGGGUGUAAAAAGAGUGUUUUUCUUUAAAAUUUUAUUUUAGAAGUAAAAAUUAUACUUGAAAAUAAUUAUCCAUUAUUUGUAAUAACAUUGACUUAAAAUAACCUGUAUAAACAUAUUAGAUGUACUUAAAAAAAUUAUUUUUUUAUUCACUUGCAAUAAAAACAAAAUAUAUCAAUUCCUUAUCACAACUAGAGUUAAAGGAAUGAAAGAAUUUGUGAUUAUUUAUGUUUCUACCACGAGUGAAACAUGUAUAUUAUAAAAAAUGGAUUGCAUUUAGAAUAUUUGUAAAUAUGUUGAAAGAGAAUGAAUUUCAUCCAAUGCACCUUGUUAAAAAAAUUGUACGAGUAUUGCUUUGAAUUAUUAUGAAUAAAUGUCUUCUACAAAUGA
Molecule: messenger RNA, 1926 nt
Organism: Parasteatoda tepidariorum (common house spider)
Lineage: Eukaryota; Metazoa; Arthropoda; Arachnida; Araneae; Theridiidae
Source: RefSeq, a predicted model, not a curated record